AUGACGGGUUCCGCUUCAUCCGACGCGACAGAUCCCUUCAAGGACGCAAAGCCUUCAGAAUCCUCUACGCAAGCAAAGGCAGGUACCUCAGCCUCCCCGACCCUGCGUCAGCAUCAGACACCUCCGACAUGGAUACCUAUUGCACCUCUGCAGUCACAUAUCAGCAUGUUCACAGGACGAUCUGAUACUGAGCCACUGGUAUCGCCUUCGCCAUCGGCAAAGUCGGACGACAGCAGGUUGACAUUGAGUCCGGCGUCUAUCAAUCGUGUCUUCCCCGUUCGUUCGACCGUUUCUAUCGAUCCCGUUGCUACUCCAAUACCUCGUGUGGAUUUGGGGGGGGACUAUCCUGGGAUGAGACCUCCCACUCGCCCUAGAAACGCAAGUCGCCCUAUCAUGGGACGUAUGUCCACCUCAACAAGGAACGCCUCGACAUCUGAAGCGUCAGACGCGGGCUCGACGUUUCACUCUGCUGGCAAUUUCGACUAUCAGCUUCUGAAUAAUCUCGUGGCUGAUAACAUCUCUACGAAAUCGGAAGCCUCAAGCAUAUCCGGUGGAGUAGCACUCUCAGCAGCGUCAGAACCUGGCUUGGUCACAGCACGCUUCACGCAUGUUAUGACCGAGGGUGGCCAUGCUGUAAUCACCGGUAGGGACGGCGAGACGUUACAGAGAUGUGAAGACGAGCCAAUCCAUAUCCCGGGCGCCAUUCAGAGUUUUGGUUGUCUUAUUGCUUUUCGCGAAGAGAACGAAAAGCUGGUUGUGCGCGUGGCGAGUGAGAACUCGGUCGACAUUAUUGGCUAUACACCUCAGCAGCUCUUCAAAUUCGACUCCUUCCUCGACAUUUUUGGCGAGGACCAAGGAGAUAAUUUGCUGGAUCACCUGGACUUCAUCCGCGACGAAGGUGCUGAAGAUGUGAUCGCGAAUGGACCAGAUGUUUUUCUCUUGUCAAUCAAACCUCCGCAGGCUCGGACCCGGAGAUUAUGGUGUGCCAUGCAUCUAUCCGAGACAGAUCCCGGCUUGGUGAUCUGUGAGUUCGAGAUCGAAAACGACACGAGGAAUCCGUUGGUUUCCCUGGAGGACAUGAGUCCCCCGGUUCCUGAAAACACCCUUGGAAGCAACCCGACCAGGGAAGAACUGAUGGACAGCACCGUCAAUAUCAGCAAACCGCUACGUGUAUUGCGGAGUGCACGAAGAAAAAGAACCGAGGCAGCAGCAAUGGAGGUGUUCAACGUAAUGUCUCAAGUACAGGAACAACUUUCCAACGCGCCCACCCUGCAAACCUUUCUUAAAGUUCUCAUUGGGAUUGUCAAGGAACUGACCGGCUUCCAUCGUGUCAUGAUAUAUCAAUUCGACAACGCCUGGAACGGGAGAGUUGUUGCAGAACUGGUUGAUCCUCGAUCAACUCGAGACCUGUACAAAGGUCUGAAUUUUCCCGCAUCCGACAUACCCAAACAGGCACGAGACCUGUAUAAGAUCAACAAAAUCCGCUUGCUUUAUGAUCGUGAUCAGGAGACAGCCCGACUGGUAUGCAGGACUGUGGAAGACCUUGACAAGCCUCUCGACAUGACACAUGCCAACCUUCGCGCCAUGUCUCCGAUCCACAUCAAAUAUCUCGCCAAUAUGGGAGUCCGGUCAUCCAUGUCGAUCUCGAUCAAUGCUUUCAAUGAGCUGUGGGGAUUGAUUUCUUGCCAUUCAUAUGGGUCCAAGGGGAUGAGGGUGUCAUUCCCCAUCCGCAAAAUGUGUCGGUUAGUCGGCGAGACUGCAUCCCGCAACGUGGAACGCCUGUCCUACGCCUCCAGAUUACAAGCUCGUAAACUCAUCAAUACCUCCUCUACCGCAACAAACCCAUCGGGUUAUAUAGUGGCCUCAUCUGACGACUUAUUGAAGUUGUUCGACGCCGAUGUCGGUGCUCUCUCUAUCAGAGAUGAGACGAAGAUCCUGGGCAACCCCCGGGGACACCUUCAAGAGGUCCUUGCCAUGGUUGAAUACCUGAGAAUGAGGAGGAUGAGCGCAGUAUUCUGCUCCCAGGACAUCAGCAGCGACUUUCCUGACCUGCGAUAUGAACCAGGCUGGAAAUUCCUGGCCGGUGUCCUUUUCGUCCCUCUGUCGACUGGUGGCAAUGAUUUUAUCGCCUUCUUCCGCAAGGGCGUGCUGCAAGAAGUUAAAUGGGCUGGCAAUCCCUAUGAAAAGUUUGUCAGAGAAGGUACUGAAGGCUACCUUGAACCCAGAACAAGCUUCAAAGCGUGGAGCGAGACCAUCGUAGGUCGAUGUCGGGACUGGACGGAUGAAGAGAUAGAGACAGCAUCCGUCCUAUGUCUUGUCUAUGGUAAAUUUAUCGAGGUCUGGCGCCAGAAAGAAGCAGCCCUCCAAAACAGUCAACUGACUCGUCUUCUACUUGCCAAUUCCGCUCAUGAGGUCCGCACCCCGUUGAACGCAAUCAUCAACUACCUGGAAAUAGCGCUUGAAGGUCAGUUGGACCAGGACACCCGAGAGAACUUGGCUAGAUCCCAUUCCGCCUCGAAAUCAUUGGUUUAUGUCAUCAACGAUCUCUUGGACCUUACGAAGACGGAAGGGGGGCAGACACUUGUCACAGAUGAGGCUUUCAAUCUUCUGCAGACCUUGAAGGACGCCACCGAACCCUUUGUUGGCGAUGCGAAGCGAAAAAGUUUACAGUACGAGGUCACGCUACAGCCCGAGCUGCCUCAAAAAGUCAUGGGCGAUUAUCGACGAGUUCGACAAGUGGUGUCUAACCUCGUUGCGAACGCAAUACAGCACACAAAGGAAGGAAAAGUCGUUGUCCAAGCAUAUACUUUACCAACUACGCAAGUCCCGGGCAAAAUCGAGAUUGAAGUUGUCGUCGAGGAUUCCGGAGUAGGGAUGUCUCAGAACAGAGUGGACGCGUUGUUUAGAGAACUUGAAGAAGUUUCCUAUGAAGAGGAUCUGCAGGCACCUCCGGUGACCACGAUUGAUGGGAUCGCCAACUCGGCACAGCCUGAAAACAUGGCUCUUGGUCUUGGCCUAGCUGUUGUCGCACGCACCAUUCGGAAUAUGAAUGGACAGCUGCGUGUGAAGACAGAGGAGGGGAAAGGUUCCCGUUUCGUCAUUGUCCUAAGUUUCGAUAUCAAUGAAGGGCCCAAGCCUGCUCAACCCGACCAUCGUCCUCGGUCAUCAGACGCCAAAUCUCGACCUUCUACGUCUUCUGGGCAACAGGGAGGCGAGGUCACCUUGAUCUACAAGCACCCGCCAAAAGUCUCGGAGCCGCCUCCUCUGCUUCGCAAAGACAGUGGGGGAAGCAUGAACAGCUUGGCAAGUCUCAAGAGCGGAAAGAGUGGCCUCAGCCUCAAAAGCGAGGCAAGCCAGAAGAGUGACGCGGAGAGACUCAUCGACGCUAUUAAGCAGCCUUUGCAGCUGGCUGAACAGAAGAACACCCCUUCUAGUCCUAGCGCCAAAGAGUCCCAUCGCAUAUCGCUCAAUUUAUCAGAAGCCUCGCCAAAUGCUCCAAAGUCGAGAAGCUUGCCUUCUCCAAGGGAAUUAAGGUCUGCAUUCUUCAGGACAGCAGGGUCGGAGACAAUCAAAGACUCUGGGACUCCACUGCGACCAGUCCGGGUACCCGUUGACCAGCCUGACCAGCCAAGUGGAUCAAUAUCUGGGCCUAGGGUCCUUUUUGAAGAGCCGGAGUCUGUGGGCACAAGAUCUGAUACGACUGAGACCCCGAGAGUUUCAUCAUUCGAAAACUUCUCGGUCCUCGUCGCGGAGGACGACCCUAUCAAUAGCAAAAUUAUGAGGAAACGCCUGGAAAAGCUUGGACACGCGGUCCAUAUGACAGUGAAUGGUGAGGAGUGUUCUUCGGCCCACGGGGAACAGCCUGCAUCAUUCGAUGCCAUUCUGAUGGACCUUCAAAUGCCCAUUGUAGACGGGUUCGGCUCCACGAAGAUGAUUCGAUCGUUCGAAAAAGUGCACGGCAAGUCGAGUCUCUCCAGUAGAGCUGGGCGCAACGGACGAAUUCCUAUUUUUGCGGUCUCUGCUUCGCUCGUCGAGAGGGAGCACGACAAAUAUGUGCAAACGGGCUUUGACGGCUGGAUAUUGAAGCCGGUGGAUUUCAAACGGGUGGAUCUGCUCUUGAAGGGCAUUGUGGAUCAAGAAGCCCGGAACGAAUGUGUCUAUGAGCCGGGCAAAUGGGAAAGAGGAGGUUGGUUCUCCAAUGGGCACGAACAGCAAGGUCCUUUCGAUGUCGACACCAAGCCGAGUCAGCAGAAGCCUACCAUACAAACGGAACAAAGUGACCACGAAAUGACGGGAACGGAAACCCUGUCAGCCGAGCAAUCACCACCUUCAGAAACGGCAACUAUUGUACCAGAAAACGAGAACACAUGA
Messenger RNA from Fonsecaea multimorphosa CBS 102226, 4371 nucleotides. RefSeq lists its product as uncharacterized. The coding region runs from base 1 to 4371 and encodes 1456 amino acids. Gene Ontology annotation, biological process: detection of visible light; phosphorelay signal transduction system; regulation of DNA-templated transcription. The transcript has a single exon. Gene Ontology annotation, molecular function: protein binding; phosphorelay sensor kinase activity. Lineage: Eukaryota; Fungi; Ascomycota; Eurotiomycetes; Chaetothyriales; Herpotrichiellaceae. The record is from RefSeq and is a predicted model, not a curated record.